AUGCUCAAAUUCCGAACGAGUGGGUUCAGUGGCUACUCAGUAGCGUACUCGCCAUUCUAUGACUCUAAGAUUGCGGUAGCUACAGCCGCCAAUUUCGGGCUUGUGGGUAAUGGACGACUGUAUGUGCUCGAUAUUGGAGGCGACGGAGUGAUUCGUCCGCAGGCACAAUUCGAUACUCAGGAUGGUCUGUUCGGCCUUUCCUGGUCAGAGUCUCAUGAAAAUCAUAUAAUAACUGCCAAUGGAGACGGCAGUCUCAAGUUGUUUGAUAUCACCACCAAACAGCAGUUCCCACUCCAGGUGUAUCAUGAACAUUCAAGAGAGGUGUUCAGUGUCAAUUGGAAUAUGAAAGAUAAAACAAUUUUCUGCUCUGGAUCUUGGGAUGGAACUAUUAAAGUAUGGUCACCAGGUCAUUGUUCUAAUUCAGUGAUGACGUUCAAUGCCAAUAUCAACCAGACAAAUAUCGGUCCUGGAACUGGUCCGUGUGCUGUGGAUGGACCAGGCGCCGCUGCAAUGGCUGCUACUGUUCCAUUACUAAGAUCUGAAGGAGCAGGAACACCUCAACAACAGCAACAACAACAAGCCCUGCGGAAAUCGGCUGCUAACUGUGUAUACAGUGCCAAGUUCUCGCCCUAUGAACCGACUAUUAUUGCAUCUACACAUUCCGACUCGUCUCUCAAAGUAUGGGACACUCGACAGUCGGCUGGUUCAGGCCAUCCUGUUUUAAGCAUUCCUGAAGCACAUCUUGGAGGAGACUGUUUAUCAGUUGACUGGAACAAGUACCGACCAACGGUGCUGGCGACAUCUGGUGUUGACAAAGCUAUCAAAAUAUGGGAUACUCGAAAUGCCCGUUCGCCAAUCAACGACCUGCGAGGCCACGAGUACGCUGUGCGGUCUGUAUCGUGGUCACCUCAUUCCGGAGACACACUUCUAUCAACUUCAUACGACAUGACCGCCAGAGUCUGGCGCGAUACCAGUGCAUCACCCAACCAAGCUCCUCAUAACCCACGCUUCAACCCCACCAAGGGGCUCCAAAAAGUGUUCGGAGCACACACCGAGUUCGUCUUCGACUGCGACUGGAGCAUGUGGGGCCAACCCGGCUGGGUCGCUACUACAGGCUGGGACGAAAUGGUCUACAUCUGGCAUGCGGAGUCCUAA
Molecule: messenger RNA, 1155 nt
Organism: Sugiyamaella lignohabitans
Lineage: Eukaryota; Fungi; Ascomycota; Dipodascomycetes; Dipodascales; Trichomonascaceae
Gene: PEX7
Product: Pex7p
Exons: 1
Coding region: 1-1155 (384 amino acids)
Biological process (GO): protein import into peroxisome matrix
Cellular component (GO): cytosol; peroxisomal matrix
Molecular function (GO): protein binding
Source: RefSeq, a predicted model, not a curated record